This is a messenger RNA of Condylura cristata (star-nosed mole), 2877 nucleotides long. RefSeq names its product ras homolog family member U (gene RHOU). Lineage: Eukaryota; Metazoa; Chordata; Mammalia; Eulipotyphla; Talpidae. The record is from RefSeq and is a predicted model, not a curated record. Gene Ontology annotation, molecular function: GTPase activity; GTP binding. The annotation marks the transcript as partial. The transcript has 2 exons. Gene Ontology annotation, biological process: small GTPase-mediated signal transduction.
GCCGUGGUGUCCGUGGAUGGGCGGCCGGUGAGACUCCAGCUGUGUGACACCGCGGGACAGGAUGAGUUUGACAAGCUCAGGCCUCUCUGCUACACCAACACGGACAUCUUCCUGCUGUGCUUCAGUGUGGUCAGCCCCUCAUCUUUCCAGAACGUCAGCGAGAAAUGGGUGCCGGAGAUCCGAUGCCACUGUCCCAAAGCGCCCAUCAUUCUUGUUGGAACUCAGUCAGAUCUCAGAGAAGAUGUCAAAGUCCUCAUUGAGUUGGACAAAUGCAAAGAGAAGCCGGUGCCUGAAGACGCAGCGAGGCUGUGUGCAGAGGAAAUCAAAGCCGCCUCCUACAUUGAGUGUUCAGCCUUGACUCAGAAAAACCUCAAAGAGGUCUUUGACGCAGCCAUUGUUGCUGGCAUUCAGUUCUCAGACACUCAGCAGCAGCCAAAGAAGUGCAAAAGCAGGACUCCGGACAAAGUGAAAAACCUCUCCAAGUCCUGGUGGAGGAAGUACUGCUGCUUCGUAUGAUGCUGGCGAGGGCCCAGAGGAUAUUUUCAGAUGCAAUCAAUAUUAGAGGCUAUAUUAGCUGAAAUGACUCCUUUUACUGUGUAGAAACUGUAUAGACUGUGUGUGUAUAUGGAUUAUAGGGGACUUUCUCAGUGUAUGUCUUCUGUCCGCCUUUGGUCUUGGCUGUUUGUUUGAGCUUAGGGAUCAGAUACUUAUGCAAGAUACACUAGAUAAAAGCUAAGCAUCCUUCCUAACCCUAGACCUCUGAUAUAGCGUAUGAAGAUGAAAGAGACACCUCAGACCUGGGAGUCAAGGUGAAGCUUUGCUCUAGGACAGUGUGAAAAGAACGAAAGAGGAGCUGUGGUGGUUGAGCUCCUCACUGAGGGCUACUUGAUGCACCGUGUGUUAUAGACGGACCAGCUAGGCAAGCACACUUCACUCUGAAACGCCUCCCUUUUCACUUUCUUUUCUUACGGAGAAACCUCAUCUAUGAAACCUCAGACCAGUCAGUUUUGCCCCACUGAAAUUUUUUGAUGAAAUUUUUAAAACAACCGACAAAGACAUCCCACUAACUCUAUGGCACCGUGAAGCCUAAAAAGGAAAAUUUGCUGGUUGGGAUCUUUCAUCCUUAGACCUGUUAUGUUGACAUAGCCCAGACGCCACGCGGGAUAAAGGAAGGGCUGGGCAAAAGCUUUUCUCUCUUCUUUAGGGAGAGUUUCAGCUGAGCGCAGAAUGUGAUGUCCACACACUUGCCCAUACUGCCCGGGUCUGCAGGUGGGCACGCUGGGCCCCACCUACCAGAAUUGCCUGUAACGUUCUGUGCUGAAAGCAGCUCAUCUGUGAGGCAGCAAAACCUCUUAAAAGGCUGCAGGUGUGUGUGUGGGACCCCAAAUGUGCUUUCCUUUCUGACACCCACAAAUGUGUGUGCCCAUGUGUGUAUGCCUACAUUUGCUGCUGACUCAGACUUUUGAAGAGUUCAUGAAAAAACAUGGCCACAAAAGCAGUGAGGGAAAGUUGGCUUCCUCUUUUCAUCACCAUGUUUUAGAACAGAUCUUUUUACUUAUAGCCGAGAUAUGGUUUUAAGUAUAUCUUCAAUAACACAUUUUGGAGACCAUCUUAAAAGAAAACACAAGUAUCUCUUAAAAUUGACUUUAAAAUGAAUGUCUUUUAAAACCUGUUCACCAGUGCAAUCCACAGAUGCCUUUUAGGGAAAUGAUUGCAGAGACCAAGAGGUCUGGGGGCCCACUGUGGCCAGCCAGGGGUAGGGAGUAUGCCGGGACCACAGCUCCCCAAUCAGCUGCUUCCUGACUGUGGAACAGUCCAGAAAUCACUUAUUUGUGAAACAUUCAUGUGCUACAGAUAACAGUUUUUAGGGCUUAGUCUUCUGGAAAAAAAAAUGCCAUAUUGGGAGAGUAGCUUUGUUCUGUGAUGGGUAUGUAUCAAGAGGCCAAAAGGUGGCCUGAGGCCUUGAGUCACAAUGACGAGCUUGCAGGUAUACCAAAACCCGGUCAGUCAUUAAUGAGGGAACUCUCUGUUGAGCCAACCAAUAGAAGGGUUUGAUCUUUUGUAGGUCUUGUGUUGGCUUUUUUUAUAUUUAAAAAAUCCAAUUUGUGUUUUUCUAUAGAAAUAAAAGACCAGUUUAUACUUUAGGUUAGGGGCUCCUUUUAUUUCUUAGUAAAUAAAAUUCAUUUCUUGGUUUAAAAACAAAAAUACAGCAACUGUUUCCUGUUUGUUUUGCAAUACAUGGAAAUGUAUAUCAACUUCCUAAAGGGUUCUGUUACAACCCGAGUGAAUAAAAUGCCUCCAUUGGGGGACAUGCACCCCACAGACCUGGUGAAAGGCAUUCUCAACUCAUAUGCCAGGACACCCCUCUGCGAGAAGUAGCUUCCCAGGCUGGACUCUGCCUGCCAUGGGGUACAGAGGAGAGGGCCAGAAAAGGGUCAUCUGACUGGUAGGUCAACGGUAUCUUUGUUUCAGCAGAGGUCAUGGGGUACAACGCAAAUUUACUGUGAAGGCAGAACUUGAAACUUGGGCACAGGGCCUCAAGAGCCUUCUCCCUUCAGGGGCCCCACCAAGCAGGGCCCAGAGACUGCUGGUGUGGCUGCUUCUGAGCACUUUCCUCAUGAGGCUUAUUUCUGACCCAGCCUGGUGCCACACGGACCAUUAGAUCCCAAAGCCAGAGGGCUGACAAUGAAAUGCAAGUUUUUAACAUGUUGUUCCACUUUAUAGACCAGUGAAUGUUACUUCUUGCAACUUCCCUCCACUUUAUAAUUUUUCUGUGAAAAGAUAGACUUAGGUGCAUUUCUUUUUUAAGUUUGUGCUUGGGUUAAAUAUGAAGAUGAUUCACAUCCAAGGGCAAACAUUGUUAAACGUACAGCUCAG